GAUUGCAGACAAAAUGGCGGAUGAGGAGACUCCAGAGUCUUCAUCUGAGCAUAAGCUUUCUGAGUGCAGCAACGAGGAGGAGGGGGCGGUGUGUCCGGACUCCACGUCGUCAGCAUGUCCGGAAGAGGAUCCGUACAAAAUCAUCGCUGCCAUUGACUUCGGAACCACCUUCAGCGGGUACGCCUACGCCCUUACAUCAAAUAAGGACAAUAUCUACACAAACCGCAACUGGGGCCAAACGCAGGGAUUCCUUCUACAGAAAACACCCACGUGCCUUCUGCUGAAACCCAGCGGAGAGUUUGCGGCUUUUGGAUUUGAAGCGGUGUCCAAAUACAACGAUCUAACUGAGGAAGAAGCGGCGGAGCAUUACUACUUUGAUCGCUUCAAGAUGAAACUGUAUGAUAACAAGAUUCUAAACACCGAAAUAGUACUCCAAGACGUAAAUGGCAAAGAACAGUUAGCAGUAGAUGUUUUCAGCCAGUCACUUCACUUUAUGAAGGGGCACCUGUUGCGCCACUUGGCGGGAGCCAUGGGGUACCAACCGGAGGCGGAAACCAUCAGAUGGGUCAUCACGGUCCCCGCAAUAUGGGAUGAGAAUGCCAAACAGUUUAUGCGAGAAGCAGCAUACAAGGGAGAGUUGAUCGACAACGUCCAUAGUAACCAGCUCCUGAUUGCCCUUGAACCUGAAGCAGCGUCCUUGACCUGUAGAACUAUACAGACCAACAGCUUCACUGAUAACCGAGAAAACCAAACCGCCAAACCCACCUUCGAACCGGGAACCAAAUACAUCGUAGUGGAUGCUGGAGGGGGUACUAUUGAUAUCGUUGCUCAUAAGGUCAGAAAAGAUGGCAGAAUUCGCGAGCUUUUCCGAGCCACUGGAGGGGCAUGGGGAGGAACAGUUAUAGAUCAGCAAUUUAUCAAUCUUUUGUUCCGCAUAUUCGGGGAGGAAUUUAUAAACGAAUUCCAUGCCCAAUUUCCAAAAGACUAUGUAGAAUUACUACAAGAUUUUGAAAUCAAGAAACGCGGCGAGAGUGAUAGCGUAAGAGUUUCGCUUCCAUAUAAUUUUUGUAAUUUUUCAUAUGAUGAAAAAUCAGUCCAGAACUGCAUAAAAGAUUACACCCAAAAAUCGGGAAAUUCGGUGAAGUUUUCCUCGGGUAAACUCGUGCUGUCGUCCGAAAUAGUGGACUCGCUCUUUAAGGAUCCACUGGGUCAAAUUAACGACCACAUCGAGAAUCUACUGAAGCGUCCAAAGCUCCGCGAUCUUAACUAUAUUUUUCUAGUUGGUGGAUUCGCAGAAUCUGUCAGAUUACAGUCUUCCAUAAAGAAAGCGUUCAGUGAAAGAGUUACCGUUCUUGUGCCCGAGGAUGCAAGCCUGGCUGUGGUGAAGGGGGCCGUGGCGUUCGGAUGCGAUCCCAGUUCCAUUUGCCAGAGGAUAUGUCGCUACACCUACGGAGUCGGGUCUUAUCUGCCUUUUGAGGACGGAAAACACCGAGACGAUCUGAAAGUCGUCUCAGACGAACUGGUCCUUUGCAAGAACAUACUCCAAGUCUGGGCGGAGUGCGGAGAGGUGAUCGGUCAUAACGAGGUUUGGCGGGAAACCUACACACCCAUCAUCACGAACCAGAGGGGGAUUAUAUUCGAGUUUUUCAAGUCGUCCAAGAAGAACGUGCAGUACACGGACGAGGAGGGGGUGGAGAAGUGUGGCUGCCUGGUGGUGGAGAUGCCGGACAUGACCGGGGACAUGGAACGCGCGGUCGACCUUGAGGUCAUCUUUGGGGGCACCGAGAUCAAGGUCGUCGGAUAUGAUCAUACCAGCAAGACUCACCGGGAGACGUACAUAGACUUCCUGACCGCAUGAAGACUCGCUGUAUCAGUGUGUGUAUAUAAUCUCAUUCAUAUACAAAACCGGAUUCUAAGCUUACAAUGUACAAGUAUCUGUUAACCGUGUCUGCAUUACCUGAACUGUUUACGCAUACACCAGAUGUGUUCAUAACAAAUCUUGUUUUUAAACUGUACUUGUAAUUGGGUUUCAUUCACGCAAUACCGGUAUAUUCUGCUGACCAGUUUGACAUACAAAUUCUCUUUAAGCCUUACAAAAUUCUGCUUUCAUCAGAAUAAACAAACAAUAAAAAAUUGGAAAAUACUUAUGUAUUUAUUAGCAAAAAUAUAUAAUAUGCUUUGACAUUUCUUGUGGUAACAAGUUUGUCCUAGCGUGUAAUGUGAGAUAGCAGAUACAAUGAAUAUAGCGAAGUACAAGGCUACAGAGAAACGAGAAAUACAGAGAGGUGAGAGAGAGUGGUCAGGACACUCACUGACCCCUAUGCUUGACUGUCGAUUUUGAGCUCAAUAUUUAUCUUAAUGUACUUUAACAACAACAACAACCAAAAUAAGAAAACAAAAUUAUCAAGUUCAUGUAACUACACUGAAAAAAUAAAAAAGAACUAAAAAAUGUAAACAAUUAACUCCAACAAAAAAUAUAACCAAACAACUGUCAACGUGUGUUAGUAUUACACCACACGAGGUUAUCCCUUGUCUAGUAUAUUGCAGCUGUAUCCUGACUAGAUGAAUCUAAUGCGAAGACUGGUCUACUGGUCAAAACAUGGAAGACACAAGAUUAACAAGGAUAUUAAGUGAAGAGCACUACAUGUACUGGGUUUCUACUAAAAGACAGCGUUCUAAACUACAUUCUAAAGUACAUAUGAUCUGAAGUACAGAAUUAUGACAUUGCACAAAUUGCGGACAUGAAAUGGUAUUUUUUCCC
Messenger RNA from Magallana angulata, 2761 nucleotides. RefSeq names its product heat shock 70 kDa protein 12A-like. Bases 14 to 1858 code for a protein of 614 amino acids. Lineage: Eukaryota; Metazoa; Mollusca; Bivalvia; Ostreida; Ostreidae. The transcript has 4 exons. The record is from RefSeq and is a predicted model, not a curated record.